UACCCCAGCGCGGUAUAGAUACGAAACUUCCCUCUCACAUACACACAUUCAACCAUGACGUCUUUUUUUUCUCGAAUGGAGCAUUUGGAACCUGGCGCUGGAAGGGUCUUUGUGUUCGGUAACGUGGUUGCAAAGGGGGAAAGAUGGGGAAUGAAAGGAUUGAACCAAAAAAAACUUUGACCAACCAAGAAGAGUGAAGUCCACCUCGACGGGGAAUGGGAGAGAGGAGGAAAUCGCUUUCUGUGAUGCUGCUGCACGGCUUCCCGCGGCCUGAGAAGGAACGAAGUUCUUCGUCUGAUCUGUUUUCGCUCUCCCUCGCUGAUGCUUUUUGAUGGUGCGGGUGUUCGUCUGUCUUGUCAAUCUUGUGCGCCGUCGCCGCACGUUCACGCUCUACUUGCUUGCUUGCUUGCUGCCUUGGUCGUCGACCGAGGGUCGACAUUCGUCCGCAAGAUCCAACCGGGGCAGGAUAUGUGUGUGCUACGGCGGUCUCACCGGGUUUUUCUUCGACAGGGGGACUCCUCGCCUCUACGCUUCUGCGUCACGCCAGGGAGAGAGAGAGAGCAUGAGAGAGGGGGAACGGAAACCACUUUCUCACACGCGCGCAACAGAACCGAAAGAAGAAAAAGAAAAAAGAUUAUAUCCAUCUAUCGAAUUCCCCCCUUGCCCAAACCAACCAAGAAACCUUUGUCCUGUCCUGCUGCUGCUGCUGCUGCUCCUUCGUCUUCGUCUUCUUCUCCUCGCCGACCGUCCCAAACACAAACAAACAAUCACCCCGUGCUGUGCUGUGCUGUGCCCCUUUCCGUUUCCUCCCGCGCUCAUGUCACCACCCAUCGAGGUCGACGUUACCAGCAUCAACCCACCAAUCGCCCACACAACAUCUCAUCUCGUCCCACGCCAUCUCAUCCCCAUGCCAGAAGUAAUCCCGACCUGAACGUGACCGGUACAGGCACCCAGCUCCCAGCUCCCAGCAACAAGCAGUGCCCACAAUGUGAACGACGAGCGUGCCUGUCUCCCGACGGUCUGGCAGGAAUCGACCUCUCCUUCAACUAGGGAUCCCUUUCGUCUACGAUGGACUUAUUACUCCUCUGAUAGUCGCCUCCUUUCUCUUCCCUGCUUUCUC
Molecule: messenger RNA, 1120 nt
Organism: Dissoconium aciculare CBS 342.82
Lineage: Eukaryota; Fungi; Ascomycota; Dothideomycetes; Mycosphaerellales; Dissoconiaceae
Exons: 1
Coding region: 322-1050 (242 amino acids)
Source: RefSeq, a predicted model, not a curated record